This is a messenger RNA of Solanum dulcamara, 756 nucleotides long. RefSeq lists its product as uncharacterized. The record is from RefSeq and is a predicted model, not a curated record. NCBI's taxonomy places the organism in Eukaryota, Viridiplantae, Streptophyta, Magnoliopsida, Solanales, Solanaceae. The transcript is spliced from 3 exons. The coding region runs from base 1 to 756 and encodes 251 amino acids.
AUGGAGAUGCCAAUACCAAUUACCUCCAUGCCAUCAUCAGAGGGAGAAGAAGAAGCCUGUGCACACUUUGAGAAACUUUUUACUGCUGAGGAGAAACAAAUCAAUGAAGAUGUGAUUAAAUGCAUCCCAAGGAUAGUUACUGAUCAGCAGAAUGAAUUAUUACAUUUCAUACCUACAAAGGAGGAGCUAAAGGAGGUAGUAUUUUCUAUGAGUCCUACUUCUGCUGCAGGGCCAGAUGGCAUGAGUGGUAAGUUCUUUCACUCAUGCUGGGAUAUCAUUUGUGAUGAUCUGCUGAAGCUGGUGCAGUACUUCUUCAAUGGUCACUGUAUUCCCAGGUACAUAUCACAUGCUUGUUUGGUUCUACUUCCUAAAACUAAACACCCCAACAAACUGUCAGAGUACAAGCCCAUCUACCUCAGCAACUUCACUAGCAAGAUCAUAUCCAAGCUCCUCUAUCUCAGACUUGCUCCCAUUCUACCUCAGCUCAUUUCUGACAAUCAGUCAGGAUUUGUUAAAGGUAGGAGCAUCUCAGAAAAUAUAAUGCUGGCUCAGGAGAUUAUUCACAACAUUAAGAGGCCCACAGUUGGGGACAAUGUAGUGAUUAAGCUGGAUAUGGCUAAGGCAUAUGACAGGGUCUCUUGGUCCUUUACUUGUAUGGUCAUGAGAAGGAUGGGAUUUGGAGAAGUCUUUAUUGAUAUGGUGUGGAGGAUCAUGUCUAACAACUGGAGCAGAAGUGUUAUCCAGGAUGCUGAAUAA